AUGGUCCUUCCAGAAGAGUGCUUGGAGAAUCGAGAGACAUAUUGCGUGCGAGGGCUUUUGAUAUGGUUCUUGAUCAUUCUUGGGGCGAUUUUUGCGUUUGUUCUAGGAGUUUUAUUUUACAAAAAGAGACGAGCGAAAAAAGAAGCUGCGAAUAGAAACGGGCCUGACAAUAAAGUAGUUGAACUGGACUCUCCAUUCAGCGUUUCUAAAAGCAGAAGAAAUUCGAUUGCGUUUGCGCGUGUUUCCACCAAUAUAUUCUUAGAGCUAAAGAAAGGCAAUGAAAUUCGCGAAAUGUCGAGAAGAAGUUCAGCGAUGCAUGAUAUUUUAGCCUAG
Molecule: messenger RNA, 333 nt
Organism: Oikopleura dioica
Lineage: Eukaryota; Metazoa; Chordata; Appendicularia; Copelata; Oikopleuridae
Source: the annotation of a GenBank genome assembly